This is a messenger RNA of Brassicogethes aeneus, 502 nucleotides long. Lineage: Eukaryota; Metazoa; Arthropoda; Insecta; Coleoptera; Nitidulidae. The record is from the annotation of a GenBank genome assembly.
AGACACAGGAACACCAAAUUGUAACACUAAAACAAAUAACAAAAUUGAUCAAAUAUUUCAUUUAUUGGCAGAAAUAAAGUUGGAUAUCAUUGAAAUAAAGGAAAAGAUGGAAAGUGCCUUUCCUCAGAGAGAACAGGAAAUUAAAACUUUCUUAAAAUUUCCAUUAAAACAUUUGACUGAAUUGGAAAGUUUCGAACAACAGUUAAAAACGGAAAAAUCCAUUUUAAAGUCAUAUCAAAAAUUUAUUAAAUCAAUUGGAGGGAAUACUUACAAAGAUUUUGUCAGCAGGUUGUGUAAAAAUGUAUUUACAAAUUCAUUAGCAGAAUGCUGCUCAUGGUUGGGGAGAAAAAAUAAUUAUGCAAUAAGUAGUUUGGAAAUUACCAAUCAGGCAUUUGAAAUAAUUCACCAGCAAACGAAAUGCACCAGAAAGGAAUAUGAAACUGCUUUUGCCGAAUGGCUAAGGCAUGCUAAACAGCGAAGAGUUAGGGAGGAAAAGAACUAG